Messenger RNA from Camellia sinensis, 1048 nucleotides. RefSeq lists its product as uncharacterized. The record is from RefSeq and is a predicted model, not a curated record. Lineage: Eukaryota; Viridiplantae; Streptophyta; Magnoliopsida; Ericales; Theaceae.
CGACGGCCAAGAAAGCGGUGUGAGACCCAUUUCACAAAAACAGAGCAACAAGAAAAGAAAAGAUCAGAUUCAGAGCAACAAUGUCUGCAAUGUCUAUAAUCAAGAACACCAUGUUCAACCUUUCAAAGUCUUUCCCUCAAACUCAAUCCUCUCCUCUUCCUCUCUCUGUCUCUCUCCGUCCCAAAGUCUCUAGGGUCUGCUUCACUUCUGCUUCCAAACACUCUGAGGGAAGAAAUGAAGCAGAAGGAAGUUACAAGAAGGGGUAUGGGACUAGUGAUUCCGAUAGUGAUUUUGAAGAUAAAGCAUAUGAAAUGACUGAAAAAGCCAAAGAAAGAAUGAAAGAAGGCAUCGACAGAAUCAAAGAAAAAACCCAAGAAAUGAAAGACAAAGCAAAAGACCAUGCAGAGACCAUGAAGGACAAGACAAGGGACACAACAGAGAGAGCCACCGAGAAGGCGAAAGAAGGUACAAAUAAAGCUGCUGAAACCGCUCAGUACGCAAAAGAAAAAGCUAAGGAAGGGACAGAGAGCACGGCGGAGAAGACAAAAGAGCAAGCCCAUGGCAUGAACGAGAAGACUAAGGACGCGGCAGGGACGGUGGCGGAGAAGGCAAAAGAGGGGACACAGAAGGUUACUGAAACAGCGUGGAGCGCCGGAGAGAUGGUGGCGGAUAAAACGAAGGAAGGGAUGAGCAAGGCGGCGGAGGUGGCACAAAAUAUAGGAGAGAAGGCGAAGCAGACGGCGGCGGGGGCGUGGGGGGCGGCAAAGGAGACGACGCAGAAGAUCAAAGAGACGGUGGUUGGGAAAUCGGAGGACGAUGAGAAGGACAUUGAUGAUUAUAUUGAAGAUCGUGUGAGGAAGCCUAGGAAGGGGGAGCAUGAUAGUGAGAAGAAGUAUUGAAAGGGGGUAUUUCUGUCUUUUUCGAAGUGCAAAAUAAUUUAGCUAUGAUAGUGUAUGAAUUUUGAAGUGGUUUUUACUUGAAUAUGUUUGUUGAAACUUUUGCAAGGUUUUUUGAAUUUGUAGUAUGUGGAAAUGAAACUUUGAUAAAA